Molecule: messenger RNA, 1594 nt
Organism: Cynara cardunculus var. scolymus (artichoke)
Lineage: Eukaryota; Viridiplantae; Streptophyta; Magnoliopsida; Asterales; Asteraceae
Product: probable protein kinase At2g41970
Exons: 8
Coding region: 181-1242 (353 amino acids)
Biological process (GO): protein phosphorylation
Molecular function (GO): ATP binding; protein tyrosine kinase activity
Source: RefSeq, a predicted model, not a curated record
UCUCUCUUCCUGCAUCAGCCCCCCUGCUUCCUCUAUUUUCCUUUUCUACUUUCGCCUUUUCAAUUUCGUUCUCAUUGUUUAUUACAUGCUUAUGGGAAUUCAAUUGCGCAAAAUCAUAGAUAGAUAGAAAGAGAGAGAAAGAGAGAGAGAGAUUAUUUCUGUGUCCGCCAUUGUUGAAGGAUGCAGUGCUGUUGUAAGAAGAAGAAAGAGCCCAAACCAGAGGAUGCAGCAUCAAACAAUUGUAAUACAGUACCACCUCGUGGAGUACCUUAUGGUGGAGGAGGCAGCAUGAGAGAGCCAAGAGCUGCAAAGACAGGAGGUCCUCAGAAAGCCUUGCCGAUUGAAGCACCAUGCUUGACAUUGGAUGAGCUGAAUAAGAUGACAGAUAAUUUUGGUUCAAAAGCUUUGAUUGAAGAAGGCACAAAUUGUCGGGUUUUCUACGGAAAGCUAAGCGAUGGGGAAGAAGUAGUCAUAAAGAAGCUGGAUACCAGCACUUUGCCAGACCCCGACACCGAUUUCACAGAACAGAUAUCCAUGAUUUCAAGACUUAAAGAUCCGUAUUUUUCUCAAUUACGCGGUUAUUGUCUGGAGAAAAAUAAUCGAAUCUUGCUAUAUGAAUAUGCAACCAUGGGUUGUUUGCAUGAGAUCUUGCAUGGGAAUAAGAGUGGGAAUGUUCUGGACUGGGGCCAGAGAGUUAAGAUUGCUUAUGGUGCAGCAAGAGGUCUUGAAUAUCUACAUGAAAAGGUUCAGCCUCCAAUAGUUCAUCGUGACAUAAGGUCCAGCAACGUGCUAGUUUUUGAUGAUUAUGAAACCAAAAUAGCCGAUUUCGGCUUGAGCAAUGUAUCUUCUGAAAACGCAGCUCGGCUGCACUCAACAAGAGUUUUGGGUACUUUUGGCUACCAUGCUCCUGAAUAUGCAAUGACAGGACAGCUAACACAGAAGAGCGAUGUGUAUAGUUUUGGGGUGGUUCUUUUAGAACUUUUGACAGGAAGGAAACCGGUGGAUCACACAAUGCCCAAAGGACAACAGAGUCUUGUUACUUGGGCAACUCCAAGAUUGAGUGAGGACAAAGUGAAGCAAUGUGUUGAUCCCAAAUUAAACAAUGAUUACCCUCCAAAGGCAGUUGCUAAGUUGGCAGCAGUUGCGGCAUUGUGCGUCCAAUAUGAGGCAGAUUUUCGGCCAAAUAUGACAAUUGUGGUGAAAGCAUUGCAGCCACUUCUCACCUCCAAACCAGCAAGCUGAGAAAGGAUCAAUCUUGACCUUUGUGAAUAUUAUUAGACCAGCAAGCAGGAACCAGGUUGGUUGGUCGGUUGGUUUGUGUAACCAAAAACGACAAUUUUGUUGCUAAGAUAACGAUAAACACAACUAAAAAAUCCCAUGUAUCCAAAGUUUUUCAUUUGAUUGUUUUCUUCAGCAUAUGUAACAACAAUCUUGAUGCAUCUGCAUGUUUACUACAAUAAUAGAUUAGAUGAACCCAGUGUUGGUGUUGUUCUAAAUUCCUGCAACUUAAUUCUCAUUUGGUUUGAUACAAUCUAUACAUGUAAUUUAGGAUAUCAACUAAAACGAAUUUAAAGAUUUUGAACCCAGCCUUCCU